GGUCGCCAGGAUGUCGCCGACUCUUAAUAGCCACAAUGGGCAUUUAUAUUGAAAGACACUUUUGGCCACAAUGAUCAUUUAUAUUGAAAGACACUUUACCUGUAUUGACAAUAAUAGAUAUAUUAUGCGUAUUCAAUUAAAUAUUCACACACAUGGAAACAUUAGUUCUUCAUCGCGUACCUGUGCUUAUAUAUCAUCGAAUGCAGCUGAAUCGGUUUAGUCUUCCCCGACACGUUUAUCGUACUCGUUCGCUCGCGCCGACUUUAAAAUUUUUACAAGUGUUUUAAAAUUUUUAAAGUGUUUAAUUUUUAAAUAUUAUUUUAUCAUUCCAAACAUUAUCAUUAUGUUUAAAUGUAAACAGUGCUCAUCUGAAUUUACACGUAAAGACAACUUGGUUGCCCACCAAAAGAAGCAUACGGGUGUACGUUUUCCGUGCACUGUAUGCCCAUCAACAUUCGCUUACAAAACCAGUCUCACUAAACAUCAGAAACAUUUUCAUGGUAUCGUACCAGCUCUUCGCCAACCUUAUGCGCAGCUCGACCAACCGCCUGCACCGAUCGAUGCUCAACACACUCAACAGAGUGUCAUACAGUUCGCACCUUCGUCUACUCCACGGGGUCAUAUUCAGGUAGCCCCUCAAAUAUUUGUCCCCGAUGUUCCUGCUGGUGGCUCGAACAUGAUGUCCGAGGACGAGAUUUGCAUGGCAGCUAUAGACGAAUAUGAGAAACAGGACUGUAAUACAGAUUCAUACACCGUUGCCGUUAACGGGAAACGGGUUUCCACCGCCAACACCACGUCGGCUGCUAGGGCGAAAAAAGUGCGCAUGAGCCUAGUACAGUCUCCCGGUUUUGUUGAGAUUUCGUCCUCAGCAAAUAGAAAAAUUGUAUGGUACUAUGCCAAAAAUGCUAAUAAUACAAUGAUUUAUACCGAGUUUCUCCGAUCGCUCGAGCCCGAGCUAAAUCAAAUAUUGAAAACACGCGUUCAGCAAGAAGCGAUUAAAUUUAACCUUAAGCUCGAGGCGACCUAUAACCGGCCCAACGUACCAAACUCGUCGGAGAACCGGGCGUUUAAAACAACAGCAACCGAAAUUUAUCCGGAUAGUGAUAUCGACUCGAUAGUAGAACAAGCGUACGUAAAAUUAUUAGCUGAGGAAGACGCUUAUGUUUCUCGCGGUAGUGGCUUUACUUUGGAAGCCAUAGACGGCUUAUUAUUAGGAAUAUACAAAUAUACACCAAUGACUGGGUCGUCAUAUAUUGAAUUACCGGCAUACAUCGACAGGAAACGGGCCACCAUUAACCCACAAAACAAUGACCAUCAAUGUUUCAAGUGGGCGAUUCUUGCGAGACAUGUGACAGGAGAAAACAAAUUUCGUGUCAAUGAAAACUAUACACAACAUGAAGGAAAAUAUAAUUUUAAUGGUAUUUCGUUUCCAACACCACUAUCGGAUAUUUCUAAAUUUGAAAAAAAUAAUCCGAACGUCACUGUGAAUGUAUAUGGGUUAGACAAAAAAUUCCAGCCACCGCGUAAAUACCCGACGUACGAGGUGUACCCUCUACGUGUCGUUGAUGAGGAGAAAGCCAACCACUUUGAUCUGUUGUUGGUGACGGACGACGAAAACUCACACUACAUCUACAUCUCGAAUUUUUCCCGCCUUAUACGCUCUCAAAAGACUGGACAUAAAGAAAGAGUAGUGUUUUGCAAGAGGUGUUUCACAUCAUUCGAUGACAGGCGGCAUAAAUACAAGUUGAGCGGACAGGAGGCGUUAACUCAGCAUAAGCUUAUAUGCGGUACACAUAAGCCGAUAUUACCGGUGAUGCCGAAAGAAGGUGAGUGUCUGCAAUUUGAAGCAUGGAGAAACACUCAGAGACAUCCUAUAGUAAUAUAUGCAGAUUUCGAAACUAUACUUGUAAAGACGGAUGAGAAGAAGGGGGGAAAAACAAAAAUAAUGCAUAGACAUGAAGCGAUGAGCUAUGGACUCAUUGUGAAGGCGAGCAAUGACGUACCGACAGAGCUAUUGAGUGAACACAACAUACCAACGGAACCAGUGAUCUACCGAGGAAGUGAGAGUCAGCCGGAUGUGGCGAGACAUUUUGUCGAAACCGUGACGGAUAUAUCGUUGAAGAUUGAAAAGUUACUGAAGACGAAUAUACCGAUAAAUAUGUCCGCAGACGACAUACAAGUCCAUGAAGCAGCGACGCACUGCAAUCUAUGCAAAAUUGAGUUUACACCACCUUCAGAAAUA
Messenger RNA from Myzus persicae (green peach aphid), 2242 nucleotides. RefSeq lists its product as uncharacterized. The annotation marks the transcript as partial. The transcript is spliced from 2 exons. Lineage: Eukaryota; Metazoa; Arthropoda; Insecta; Hemiptera; Aphididae. The record is from RefSeq and is a predicted model, not a curated record.